This is a messenger RNA of Paramecium pentaurelia, 144 nucleotides long. The record is from the annotation of a GenBank genome assembly. NCBI's taxonomy places the organism in Eukaryota, Ciliophora, Oligohymenophorea, Peniculida, Parameciidae.
AUGCAAAGGCAAUAUACAUCAAUUUUUAAAUUAAUAGCAAAUAACUUAUAUAAUAUGAAUAGAUAUGAAGAAGCAUUGGAAUAAUAUGACUUAGCCAUUUAGAAAAACUCUGAAGAUGCAGAUUAUUAUAAAUGCAAAGGUUGA